CACCGACGCCGAUCAACCCUCUCAAACCACGCCUCAUAUCGCCCUCAUUUCGCUGGAAAUCAUAGCAAUCGUUUCCUUCAAGAAUCGAGCUCAGAGAUGAAGUUAUGGAGACAAUUUGAAGAUAGCCUAUUGCUUCUAAUCCAUGUUUUCAGCAAAUAACCUGUUGUUUGCCUGAAUUUUGAUUUUCUCUCUUGGAAAUAUUUGAUAAUUGUUGGUGGGUCAUUUUCAAGGCAAGUUCUUUUCGAAUUAGUUUAGUUCGGGGGAUUCUAUGUCAGAGGCUUUUGUUAGGAAGUAAUUGGAUUUAAGGAACCAAUGACUUCGGAUUCGCCUAGAGGAUCGCCUAAAAUGGCUACAUUACCGCGGAGCCUUUCAUCCAUUGUAGUUUCAGUGGUAGGACUGGCGAUGUUCUUGAUUUUUGCUUCAUUGCUUCUGGUCUCAUACCCAAUAAGUUCCACUGUUCGUGGGUAUUUUUAUAGUCUUGAUAGAAAAGUAGUAGUGACCAUUUCUCCAGUUAACCAAAGCACUGUUGAAAAUCUGUUUUCUAAAAAUGUAGAUGGCAUACAUAAGAGUCCAUCAUCUGGGUCAGAUCUAGAAGUUCCCAUGAGCUCAAAUAAUGACAAGAAUGCAAUUCUAACUGAUAACAGUCCCUCAGAUGGCAUACAAGUGUCCAUUAGUUCCAGUGGUUCAGAAUCCAGCUUGAAAGGAAAAUCAACAAGAUCAAAAGGGGAGGAGGAGACUAGUGCUAAUUCUGCAUCAAUCAGUGCAACCAGUAGCGUUUCAGUUCAAUCACGCUGUGACCUGUACCAUGGAAAUUGGUUCUAUGAUCCGUUGGGCCCAUUGUACACAAACAACAGCUGUCCUAUCGUGACACAGAUGCAGAACUGCCAGGGAAAUGGGAGGCCUGACAAGGAAUAUGAGAACUGGCGCUGGAAACCCUCUCAAUGUGAUCUCCCACGAUUUGAUGCCAAUAAAUUUUUAGAGUUGAUGAGAGGGAAGACACUUGCGUUUGUUGGUGAUUCAGUUGCUCGAAAUCAGAUGGAGUCGCUAAUGUGUCUUCUCUGGCAGGCAAAAGUUCCUGUGAACCGUGGAAACAAACAAAUGCAAAGGUGGUACUUCAAGUCAACAUCUGUGAUGAUUGUUCGGAUAUGGUCAUCUUGGCUUGUCCAUCAGACUUCUGAAAAACUUGACUUUGCUCAAGAGGGUAUUGCCAAGCUGCACCUUGAUGUCCCUCAUGAGAAGUUCAUGGAAUUCACCCCAGGCUUUGAUGUGAUUGUUAUUUCUUCUGGCCACUGGUUCGCCAAACAGUCUGUCUAUGUGUUGAACAAUGAGAUUGUUGGAGGACAAUUAUGGUGGCCAGACAGUUCUCGGCCUAUGAAGGUUAACAAUAUUGAAGCAUUUGGGAUAUCUGUUGAGACAAGUCUGACCGCGCUUGCUACGCAUCCAAAUUUUACAGGACUGACCAUUGUACGUUCCUUUUCACCUGAUCACUAUGAGGGUGGGGUGUGGAAUACAGGUGGAUCUUGCACUGGUAAAGUAAAGCCUCUUGCGGCAGGUGAACUGGUGGAGAAUGGCUUCACAGAUAUAAUGCACAAGAAACAGGUGAUAGGAUUCGAGCGUGCCAGCAAGAAAAUAACAAAUAAAUCAAAGUUGAGGUUGAUGGAUAUAACAGAAAUCUUCAGUUACCGCCACGAUGGGCAUCCAGGUCCAUAUCGGAGCCCUGAUCCUAAUAAGAUCACGCAACGUGGUCCAGAUGGAAGACCUCCACCUCAGGACUGCUUGCACUGGUGCAUGCCUGGUCCUGUUGACACCUGGAAUGAACUGGUGCUUGAAAUCAUAAGAAGAGAGUUUGAGGGCAAGCAAAGCGCUUCCUCAUGAAGAUUCAUAUGCUUUGGUCAGAAAUGCCUGAACCUUUGUACCCCUGUCGUUGCAACAGUAACUUGUUUAGGCAGAUUCCACUUUAUAAUUUGAGGUGAGGAUUAGUUUAGUCCAUCCAUUUCUCCAGCAAAUUUUCUAAAGAAAUAGAUGAUUGUAGAGAUGUAAUAGAGUGGAAGAUAGACGACAAUUUGCCCCUUUUUUUUAUGCCUUUUUUUUUCAUCAAUAAUGAUAUAAAAUACAUGGUUCUAG
Molecule: messenger RNA, 2124 nt
Organism: Rubroshorea leprosula
Lineage: Eukaryota; Viridiplantae; Streptophyta; Magnoliopsida; Malvales; Dipterocarpaceae
Source: the annotation of a GenBank genome assembly